Molecule: messenger RNA, 1176 nt
Organism: Eruca vesicaria subsp. sativa (arugula)
Lineage: Eukaryota; Viridiplantae; Streptophyta; Magnoliopsida; Brassicales; Brassicaceae
Source: the annotation of a GenBank genome assembly
AUGGUGACGAAGGGAAUGCGUGUUGGGAAAUACGAGCUUGGGAGGACUCUUGGGGAAGGCAACUCUGCCAAAGUCAAACUCGCUACAGAUACCGUUUCAGGCCAAUCGUUCGCCGUCAAAAUCAUCGACAAAUCUAGUAUCAAACGUCUUAACGUCUCGUUUCAGAUUAAGAGAGAGAUACGGACACUGAAAGUGUUAAAGCAUCCAAAUAUUGUCAGAUUACAUGAGGUCCUGGCUAGCAAAACAAAGAUCUACAUGGUCCUUGAAUAUGUCACUGGAGGAGACUUAUUUGACAGAAUUGAAGAUGGGUUGCUACAUACAGCCUGUGGAAGUCCAAACUAUGUCGCACCCGAGGUCCUAGCCAACAAGGGCUAUGAUGGUGCAGCAUCAGAUAUAUGGUCGUGUGGAGUCAUCUUGUAUGUGAUUCUAACGGGAUGUCUCCCUUUUGAUGAUGCAAACCUCGCGGUUCUUUGCCGUAAUAUAUUCAAAGGGGACCCUCCAAUACCUAGAUGGCUAUCACAGGGUGCUAAAACCAUGAUCAAGAGAAUGCUUGAUCCAAAUCCAAUAACAAGGAUGACAAUCACAGGUAUUAAGGCCAAUGAGUGGUUCAAUCAUGACUACACUCCUUCCAGUUGUGAUGAUGAAGAUGAUGAUGCAUCCUCAAUCCAAGAAGAUGUAUCUGAAGAAGAGAAGAGUCCUUAUUCACCAACCGUCAUCAACGCCUUUGAGUUGAUCGGAAUGUCAUCUUUUCUCGACCUCUCCGGUUUGUUUGAGAUAGAGAAAGUACCAGACAGGAAAAUAAGACUCACAUCAAAUAGGUUAGCCAUAGAUGUGUUGGAGAAAAUCAAAACAACCCUUAUGGAGAUGGGUUUCCACGCACAGAAGAAACACACAAUAUUAAAAGCAAUCCAACAAGAGGGUUAUCGAAAAGGGCGAGGCGGGUUAUCAUUAACCGCGGAGGUUUUCGAGAUCAUCCCGUUGCUGAAUGUGGUCGAACUAAGAAUGACACAUGGUGAUUCAUUAUUAUAUGAACAGUCUCGACCUAAAACAGCUUACUGCUUUCUUGUUGGUAUAGUUGUGCGACAGAUUAUCCAACGAAUUGGGCACAUCAUCGCAAGUUCAAUAGCUUUUCAGGUAGUCAGCAGUAGAAACAAGUGUCGAACAUUCGAAGUUUGA